Heteronotia binoei (common prickly gecko) is the source of this 1449-nucleotide messenger RNA. Its product is annotated as 17-beta-hydroxysteroid dehydrogenase 14-like. Bases 104 to 1012 code for a protein of 302 amino acids. Gene Ontology annotation, biological process: steroid catabolic process. The transcript has 9 exons. The record is from RefSeq and is a predicted model, not a curated record. Gene Ontology annotation, cellular component: cytosol. NCBI's taxonomy places the organism in Eukaryota, Metazoa, Chordata, Lepidosauria, Squamata, Gekkonidae. Gene Ontology annotation, molecular function: estradiol 17-beta-dehydrogenase [NAD(P)+] activity.
GAGCGAGCCGCCAACCUGACUUUGGGAAGAGCCCUGGGCCAGGAGGACAUCUCAAGGACUACGUCUCCCAGCAUGCAAUAAGAGCUCGGUGGGGGCAAACCACAUGCGACUGCUCCGGCCUCCCAGUUCCCCUGCAAAGCUCAGCUGUGUUUCGAUAGUCCGGCGGAGGCAGCACGGCAGGCGAGCAGCGGAGAUGGCAGCUGGACUCCGCUACCCGGGCAAGGUGGCCGUGGUGACGGGGGGCACCAGUGGCAUCGGCCUGGCCAUCGUGAAGGAAUUCGUACGGCAAGGAGCCACAGUGGUCUUUUGUGCCCCAGGAUCUGAAGAAGAAAGGGGACGAGUGAUUCAGAAGGAGCUGCAAGAUUCUGGGAGCCCAGGGGAAGGUUACUUCCGGGUCUGUGAUGUCCGUAAUGAGACGGACAUUAAGGUAUUGAUUUCAGCUACUAUAGAACACUAUGGACACCUGGACUGCUUAGUGAACAAUGCUGGAGGGCACCCUCCUGACCAGACAAUAGACGAGGUGAGUGCCCAGGAGUUCCGUAGCCUCAUGGAUCUCAAUGUUGUCAGCUGUUUCUUAGCAUCAAAGUUUGCACUGCCGUACCUCCGGGAGACAAGAGGGAACAUCAUCAACAUUUGUAGUCUUGUGGGCAGCAUGGGGCAGAAAUGGGCAGUGCCAUAUGUAGCCACCAAGGGGGCUGUUGCUGCAAUGACCAAAGCCAUGGCCAUAGAUGAGAGCAAAUAUGGAGUACGAGUCAACAGCAUCUCGCCUGGGAAUAUCUGGACUCCUAUGUGGGAAAAGCUAGCUAACCAGACAGGCAAAGCGGAAGCAGUGAUCCAGGAAGGCAGCAAUGCUCAGCUCCUGGGACGGUUUGGGACCCCGGCAGAGGUGGCAUCGGCUGCCCUGUACCUUGCUGCUGAUGGCACGUUCUGCACCGGUAUUGAUCUUGUGCUCAGUGGUGGAGCUGAACUUGGUUAUGCAAAGAAGAAUCCCAGUUUGGUUUGCGAAAGCUAGCAGGUUAGAGCUGAGAGCCACCCAAGACUUCUUGAGGAAGUGAAAGAGCUUCAAUGGUUGGUAGAGCAGAAGAGCUGGAUCGGCAACUUAGACUUCAUAUUUAAAAGCCUGGCUAAAAACCACUUUCUGGAAGAUCUUCAUUUUAGCUAACACACUGUGACCCUGAAAGAGUGGUCGGCGGCUGAUUCCUUUUUUAUUUCUCGAUUGGCGCCACCAGCUGGUCUUUGUGGACAUUGCUGGAGUCCUUGUGGAUACUGUAUGGAUGUAGCUGGGCUGGUUGUUUUCCUGGAUUGGUAUUUGGUGUGUUUUGGAUUUUGCUAACAGACCUUAAAUUUUGUAACAGAUUUUUAAUUAUAACACAAACCACUUAGUGAGGAAGUGUUCAUACCAAACAGCAGGAAACAAAUAUUUUAAUAAAUAGAUGGAAUAACCCUAAA